Gopherus flavomarginatus (Mexican gopher tortoise) is the source of this 5554-nucleotide messenger RNA. RefSeq names its product zinc finger protein 420-like. Gene Ontology annotation, biological process: negative regulation of transcription by RNA polymerase II. The transcript has 15 exons. The record is from RefSeq and is a predicted model, not a curated record. Gene Ontology annotation, molecular function: DNA-binding transcription repressor activity, RNA polymerase II-specific; RNA polymerase II cis-regulatory region sequence-specific DNA binding. The coding region runs from base 67 to 4005 and encodes 1312 amino acids. NCBI's taxonomy places the organism in Eukaryota, Metazoa, Chordata, Testudines, Testudinidae.
AAAUGGCCAUACUGAGUCAUACCAAAGGUCCAUCCAACCCCACAUCCUUUCUGCCAACAGUGGCCAAUGCCAGGUGCCCCAGAGGGAGUGAACCUAACAGUUGCCCUUCUGGCCCUGCCAGGCUGCAGGAUGUCGUCCAUGUUUCGCUCCAGCUCAUCCCAUCCUCUCAUGGGACCGGGAAGGAAAAUGUCUGCAGUGGAGCCAGUUCAGGGGCCGGUGACCUUCGAGGAGGUGGCUGUGUAUUUCACCAGGGAAGAGGGGGCUCUGCUGAACCCGACUCAGAGAGCCCUCUACAGGGAUGUCAUGCAGGAGAAGUAUGCGAAUGUGACCUCGCUGGAGUUUCCAGUUUCCAAACCUAAUGUCAUUUUGCAGCUGGAACGAGGGGAAGAGCCGUGGGUCCCAGAUCUCCAAGUCUCUGAGAAAGAAGUGCUCCCGAGAGCUGCCUACACAGGUGCAGGGAGCGAUCUGUGUCUGGAUUCUCUCUGUCUCCCAUCAGGUGAUGGGAUGGUGAGUGAUAACAAGGAGGAGAAACCCCAGCAGGAAGAUGCUGAGCAAGUAGAAGCACAUGGGAUGUUAUCAGGAAGAUCCAAAGGGAAUGUUUCUGGGAUUUGUGCACGCCCAGAAAAAGCAAAAGCCUGUGAGACUGAGCAGAGGCCAGAGGAAAACUUCAGUAGCUUCUCAGACCUUAUUUCAAGUGAUAGAAUCAACUCGGAAGACACACGUUACACAUGCCACGAUUGCGGGAAACGCUUCAAUUGGCGUUCAUACCUUAUCAGACAUCAGAGAAUCCACACUGGAGAGAAGCCCUACACGUGCUCUGAGUGCGGGAAACGCUUCAAUCUGCGCUCAAACCUUAUGAGACAUCAUAGAAUCCACACUGGUGAGAGACCUUAUGGAUACUCUGAGUGUGGGAAAUGCUUCACUAAUAGUUCAACCCUCAUUUCACAUCAGCAAAUCCACACAGGAGAAGCACCCUACACAUGCUCAGAGUGCGGGAAAAGCUUCAAUCAGAGCUCAACCCUUAUCAAACAUCGCAGAAUCCACGCCAGGGAGAAGCCCUACACGUGCACUGAGUGUUGGAAAAGCUUCAAACAGCGCUCAGACCUUAUCACACAUCAGAGAAUCCACACAAGAGAGACGCCCUACACGUGCUCUGAGUGCGGGAAAAGCUUCAAACAGAGCUCUACCCUUAUCAAACAUCGGAGAAUCCACACAGGGGAGAAGCCCUAUACAUGCUCUGAGUGUGGGAAAAGCUUCAAGCAGAGCUCACACCUUAUCAAACAUAGGAAAAUCCAUAUGGGCUGCGGAAUAAUGUCCAUGUUUUGCUCCAGUUCAUCUCACCCUCUCGUUGGACAGGGGAGAGAAAUGGCUGCAGAGGAGCCAGGCCAGAGGCCGGUGACCUUCGAGGAGGUGGCUGUGUAUUUCACCAGGGAAGAGGGGGCUCUGCUGGACCCCACUCAGAGAGCCCUCUACAGGGAUGUCAUGCAGGAGAACUAUGAGAAUGUGACCUCGCUGGAGUUUCCAGUUUCCAAACCUAAUGUCAUUUUGCAGCUGGAACGAGGGGAAGAGUCGUGGGUCCCAGAUCUCCAAGUCUCUGAGAAAGAAGUGCUUCCGAGAGCUGCCUACACAGGUGAUGGGAUGGUGAGUGAUAACGAGGAGGAGAAACCCCAGCAGGAAGAUGCUGAGCAAGUAGAAGCACAUGGGACAUUAUCAGGAAGAUCCAAAGGGAGUGUUUCUGGGAUUUGUGCACGCCCAGGAAAAGCAAAAACCUGUGAGACUGAGCAGAGGCCAGAGAAAAACUUCAGUAGCUUCUCAGACCUUAUUUCAAGUGAGAGAAUCAAUUUGGAAGACACACGUUACACAUGCCAUGAGUGCGGGAAACGCUUCAAUUGGCGCUCACACCUUAUCAUACAUCGUAGAAUCCACACUGGAGAGAAGCCCUACACAUGCUCAGAGUGCGGGAAAAGCUUCAGUCAGAGCUCUGCCCUUAUCAAACAUCGGAGAAUCCACACCAGGGAGACGCCCUACAUGUGCACUGAGUGUGGGAAAAGCUUCAGUCAGCGCUCACACCUUAUCAAACAUCAGAGAAUCAACAUAGGCUGCGGAAUAAUGUCCAUGUUUCGCUCCAGUUCAUCUCGCCCUCUCGUUGGACAGGGUAGAGAGAUGGCUGCAGAGGAGCCAGUUCAGGGGCCAGUGACCUUCGAGGAGGUGGCUGUGUAUUUCACCAGGGAAGAGUGGGCUCUGCUGGACCCUGCUCAGAGAGCUCUCUACGGAGAUGUCAUGCAGGAGAACUAUGCGAAUGUGACCUUGCUGGGAUUUCCAGUUUCCAAACCUCAUAUAAUUUCCCAGCUGGAACAAGGAGAAGAGCCAUGGGUCCCAGACCUCCAGGGUUCAGAGGAAAAACGGAUCCCAAGAGCUCCCCGCACAGCAGGUGAUGCAAUGGUAGGUGAGAAAGAGGAGCAGAAUUCUCAGCAGGAAAAUAUAGAGCAAGUGGAUAAACACAGAGCAUUAUCGCAAAGAUCGAAAAGGAGUGUGUCGAGGAGUCAUGAGCAGGGAAACUCCUGGGAGAUUCAGCACAGACCAGAAAGAGAGCAGGGAAACCAGCCAGGAGAGAGAGUAGGUAAAUUUAUUUUCUGUCGGGGAACUCAGAAGAGCCUCAAGGAAACCAUGUCACAGCAGGAAAUCCUCAUGGGAAAGAGGAAAAAUACAUGCUGUGAGUGUGGGAAAAGCUUCUCUAGCAGCUCAGCCCUUUCUCAACAUCAGAGAAUCCACACAGGGGAGAGGCCCUAUGAAUGCCGUGAGUGUGGGAAAACCUUCACUCACAGAUCAGCCCUUUCUAGACAUCAGAGAAUUCACACGAGGGACAGGCCUUAUGAAUGCCGUGAGUGUGGGAAAACCUUCUCUCGCAGUUCAGCCCUUUCUGUACAUCAGAGAAUCCACACGCGGGAGAGACCCUACAAAUGCAGUGAGUGUGGGAAAAGCUUCAUUAGCAGCUCACACUUUUCUAAACAUCAGAGUAUCCACACAGAUGAGAGGCCCUAUGAAUGCAGUGUUUGUGGGAAAACCUUCAAUCACAGUUCACAGCUUAUUAGGCAUCAAACAAUCCACAGAGGAGAGAGGCCCUAUGAAUGCAGUGAGUGUGGGAAAAACUUCACUAGCAGCUCAAACCUUUCUCAACAUCGGAGAAUCCACAUAGGGGAGAGGCCCUAUGAAUGCCGUGAGUGUGGAAAAACCUUCACUCACAGAUCAUACCUUUCUAAACAUCAGAGAAUCCAUACAGGGGAGAGGCCCUAUGAAUGCCGUGAGUGUGGGAAAACCUUCACUCACAGAUCAUACCUUUCUAAACAUCACAGAAUCCACACAAGGCAGAGGCCCUAUGAAUGCCAUGAGUGUGGGGAAACCUUCAUUUACAGAUCAGGCCUUUCUAGACAUCAGAGAAUCCACACAGGGAAGAGGCCCUACAAAUGCCGUGAGUGCGGGAAAAGCUUUAUUACCAGCUCGGCCCUUUCUCAACAUCAGAGAAUCCACACAGGGAAGAGAUCCUAUGAAUGCCGUGAGUGUGGGAAAACCUUCCUUUACAGAUCAGGCCUUUCUAAACAUCAGAGAAUCCACACAGGGAAGAGGCCCUAUGAAUGCCGUGAGUGUGGGAAAAGCUUCAUUGAAAGAUCAGCCCUUUCUCAACAUCAGAGAAUCCACGCAGGGGAGAGGCCCUUUGAAUGCAGUGAGUGUGGGAAAAGCUUCACUCAAAGCUCUCACCUUACCGGGCAUCAGAGAAUCCACACAGGAGAGAGGCCCUAUGUAUGCUGUGAGUGUGGGAAAACCUUCAGUUGCAGCUCAAACCUUCUUGCCCAUCUCAAAAUCCACACAGGGGAAAGGCUCUAUAAAUGCAGUGAUUGUGGGAAAACCUUCAUUCACCGCCAGCAGCUUAUUAUCCAUCAGAGAAUCCACACAGGUAUGAGACCCAAUGGAAGCGGUGAGUGUGGGAAAACCUUGUUCUGCCACUGAGCCCAUGUGAGCCAUCAGAGAAUCUGCAAGGGGGAUCAACACCAUAAAAACCUCUAGGGCUAUCGAUACUUUAAUGCUUUUCCUGAUUCCCACAGAGUAACUUUUAAAAACUGUUUGAACUGCUUGAAGCACCAAUAUCCCUCAGCUUGUCCAGAAGAGUGGCCCAUUUUUGCAGUUUGACCUCUUUGAGGUGGACCCAUUUGUCCUUUCUAUCAACUCCAUUCUCCCAUGAGUAAUUCGAGUGUGCCCUUCCCAUAAGAAACAAGGGAGCAUCACAUUUAUACCAUUCCUCCUAUUCCAAAGUUAUUGUUAGAGUCCCCAGUGAUGCAGAUUGUAUCAUUGCCAGUUGUUCUCACGGUGCUGUGGGUUGUGCUGAAGAGCAGUUAUAUUGGGAACUUUUCAUUUUAUAUGUAAAUAAAGAGAAGCGAGGACAGAAAAUGUGUCAUUUCAGCCUCUGUGACACUGGAAGGAGAUGGAGUGACUCAGAGAUUCCCUGCUUCCCCAUCACUGCAGAACUGUUACUUUUUUUCUGAGCCAUGCAGAGUUUAUCUUCAUCACAUUCUACCCCUCCACUUCUCAAAGUGUCAUGUGAUGAAGCAUUCUCCAUUGUCUGUGCUUGGAGAUGACGCUUUGACUUCUUUAAUCCUAUAUCAGUCGGUAUGACUGGAGAUGAAAGUGUCAAAGACCUGGGAGGGGAAUUCAAAUGGAUCCCAAACACAAUGUGAUCAUUUGGAGUUUAAAUCCCAGGUUCCAUCUAUUGGCAAAGCCACUUCUGGCAAUGUGGCUGUUUUUUCCCCCUAGUUAUGGAGAUGCUAGGAUACUGAACAUGUUGUAAAUAACAUAACUGACUAUUGAGAUAGUGCUGAGUGAUGCAGAUUUGAAUGGAUCAGAGGAUAAUGUGAUGGGAGAAUCUCUUGUUCUGAUUCUGAGUCAUCAGAUGUAACCUGCUCUGGAAUUUCACUUGACACCUUCAUUGUCAUGUAUUCUCUCUCUCUCUCUGUGAUGUGGGUUUCUAUCUUUCCUGAAGGCUGUUUGGUCACCCAAUUGGAUAUUAGUUCAGUCUGAUAGGAUGUAGCUCAGAUUUAUUGGAGACUUUAAGAUAAAUGACCAUUUGAUAAGGUCCUCUUUUAUCAUUUCACCUUUGCUUUUUCCCCAUCCCUCCAUGAUGACAUGGAGAAAGCUGAAGUGCAGUUCUGUCAACAGGAGAGAACUCUCCAAUUUACUGGCCAUGCUAACAAAGACACAGCAGUGAUUUAAAAUCUCCACUCGGAAAUGGUGAACAGCAGCAGAACCCCAAAUAACUGAAGGAAGUGCAUAUGAUCACAGGGUAGUUCAAUUGUUGAAGUCAAUAUUGUCUCGGAUGAUCUGGGGAGAGAAUUCCAUGGUAAGUGGUUUUGAAGUAGGUAAAAUGCCCAUGUAUUUGGUUCCCAAAGCAUUUGUAACCCAGACCCUACAGAAGAUCUCUCCUAGCUAAUCCUAUGGUAUGGGAGAUGCAGCCCUUCAUGACACAGAUGUUGAGGAAAUAAAAGUGGGGUUUUUGUUGAAUUUA